Messenger RNA from Nicotiana tabacum (common tobacco), 2810 nucleotides. RefSeq lists its product as uncharacterized. Gene Ontology annotation, molecular function: structural constituent of nuclear pore; phospholipid binding. The record is from RefSeq and is a predicted model, not a curated record. Lineage: Eukaryota; Viridiplantae; Streptophyta; Magnoliopsida; Solanales; Solanaceae. Gene Ontology annotation, cellular component: nuclear pore central transport channel; nuclear pore. Gene Ontology annotation, biological process: RNA export from nucleus; protein import into nucleus.
GCAGUUCGCCCAUUGAAAAACCCUCACUAUCCCCUGCUGCUACUCAACUUUCCUCUCCUGCUCCGGCGGUGAAUUUUGAACAAGUAAGAAGUAGGAUACACGCGCCACCGUAGCUCCGAUAACAAUGUCGACAGGCUUUUCAUUCUCCUCCUCUUCUUCGCCCUUCUCCUUCUCUUCAAACCCGUCUUUUUCCUCCACGCCUAACACCGCUGCUGCUACCGUUUCUUCCUCAUUUUCCUUCUCAAACCCUAACCCUAGCCCCGCCACGUCUGCUCCUUUUGGAUUUGGCUCUUCUGCUUCUUCAGCCUCUUCCGGUCCUUCCUUUUCUUUCGCCGGUUUCGGCUCUUCUUCUACCGGUGCUUCUACAGCGUCGUUUGGCUUUUCAUCUAGUGCUUCUUCUGGUUCCAGUCCCACACCCGGCUUAUUCGGAUCUUCUUCCGGUUCGGGUACCACUUCAAACUUACUCGGAUCUUCGUCCGGUUCUGGUACCACUACGAACCUGUUCGGAUCCACUACAUCUGCUAGUAGUUCCCCAUUGUUUGGGACAACUUCAGCUACCGCCGCUGCCAAUUCAUCCCCCUUCGGUAGUUCUGCACUUUUCGGGUCGUCAAGUACUCCGUCGCGGGGCUUGUUUGGGUCGGGCUCUGGUUCGGGUUCAAGUUCAAGCUUGGGCUUAUUUGGUUCUUCUUCAUCUUCUCUGUUUUCAUCACCAUUAACUGCUUCUUCUACUGCAACUGCAGCAACUACUACUAGCACUACUUUUUCUUCCACCACUCCAUUCGGUUUUUCUGGUUCGGCCUCAUCAGCAUCCGCAUUUUCUUCACCGGCAUUUUCGUUUGCCAGCUCAGCAGCUGCCAGUUCAGCAUCUUUUGCCCCGUCAUUUUCACUGUCAAGUGCUGCAACCACCACUUCGGUAUCUUCUGCACCGGGAUUUUCACUCGCCACGUCAUCAACUAGUUCAGCAGCACCUGCAGCGUUUUCAUUAUCAACGCCAAAUUCACCUGCACCUGCAUUUCCAUUAUCAGCGUCAAGUUCAGCAGCACCUGCAUUUUCAUUAUCAGCGUCAAGUUCAGCAGCACCUGCAUUUUCAUUAUCAGCGAUAGUGUCUAGUUCACCUGCACCUGCAUUUUCAUUAUCAGCGUCAAGUUCAGCAGCACCUGCAUUUUCAUUAUCAGCGAAAGCGUCUAGCUCACCUGCACCAGCAUUUUCCUUUUCAACUGCAUUUGGGACCACGCCAGCUUCAGUCUCUUCAUCAUCGCCAUCGCCUUUUUCAGCUUCUACUUCUCUGUCAUUUUCAGUUACAAAAGGGACAGGAAGCUCUGCAGCCGCUUCGAGUGCUCCUUCACUGACUACUGCUUUUCCAUUUAAUACGUCUUCCAGUACUGCUUCUUCAAGUGCAACCCCGGUGUCCAAACCUGCUAGUACCGGUUUUUCAAUUGCUUCAUCGCCUUUGUUUUCGACAGUUACUACUACUACUACCACCAGCAUUUCUACCACUGCAACUGCUACGGGAGCUUCCUCUGCUGUUUCUACAACUAGUGGAACCGGGACUGGUUCAUCUCUGACAUUUCCUGCAUUUAAUGCUGCACCCUCUUCUUCAGCUUCAACAACAAGUGCUGCUGCUCCAACCACAAGUUUUUCGCUGUCUAGCAAAACAUCUGCAUCAACUGCGGCUGUGCCAAGCUUUAGUGUCCCAAGCACAACUUCUGGCGCUGCAACAAGUUCAGCAGCUCCGACAUCAUCAGCCUUGACUGCAACUGCUAGUAGUGGGACUACUUCAACUUCUACUGUAGCUGCCACUUCCACAACGAAAUUACCUUCAGAAAUUACAGGAAAGUCUGUAGAAGAGAUCAUCAAGGAAUGGAACGCUGAGCUGCAAGAACGCGCUGCAAAAUUUAGAAAGCAGGCUAAUGCAAUAGCUGACUGGGACAAAAGGAUCUUGCAGAACCGUGAUAUUCUUCUCAGACUAGAGAGCGAAGUUGCAAAGGUUGUUGAGACACAAACCAGCUUAGAGCGACAACUGGAGCUAAUUGAGACUCAUCAGGAAGAGGUUGACAAGGCAUUGCAAAGCAUGGAAGAAGAAGCUGACAGAAUUUACAAAGAUGAGAGAGGUGUGAUUCUUGAUGAUGAAGCUGCAUCAACAAGGGAUGCAAUGUAUGAACAGGCUGAGUUUGUGGAGAGGGAAAUGGAGAAGAUGACAGAGCAGAUCAAGUCAAUCAUUAAUACACUUAAUGCGAGCCAGGGUGGAGAACUUGAGGCACCAGAUGGAAUGACACCGCUUGAUGUUGUUGUCCGAAUCUUAAACAAUCAAUUGAGUUCACUGAUGUGGAUUGAUGAAAAGGCUGAAGAAUUCUCUUCUCGUAUUCAGAAGCUUGCAAACGAAGGAUCUGCUGCCAAUCGUGAAUUAACGGGCCCUAAAUUAUGGUUGACUCGAUGAUUGGUGCACUCUGCUAGGUGCUGUGAACAGUUUCAUGUAGAAGUACAAAUCUGAGGGAAUCUCUCGACUCUUGUUGGAUCUCUUUUUCCAGCUAUGUGUAUGCCAUUAGUUUUCAGUCAGAGAUGUUAGAUCGUGAUACUUUUCAAAGGCCUCACAUCUGAGUGGUGAUUGAAGUGCUGCAAAAUCUAGUUUUCUGAAAUGGUGCUCAGCCUUGUUCAAAAUCUUCCUUUUUUUUUUGCCUAUUGCUGUCAAGACAAUGAUGAUUAUGAAAUGUAGAGGAAAUUCAGGAAAAACCAAAAUUAACAGAUUGCAUUGUUACAUCUGGUCUCUUAUGAAUAUACUAAGAGGUUGAGCAUAGUUCUUCAUCACCUCA